GAACGCAGAUUGUGGAGGGUCUUUAAGUCUUAGGGGUUAACAGAGCGCGACUGAGCAUAAACAGUUAUGAACUGCUCCUUACAGUGAGUCUUAUCAUUUAAAGAAGAACAGCGUCCAACAUAAGACGUAGGGAACGAGCUGACAAGUUAUUGGACAAAGUUAACAGGGAGCUUAACAGGGACAUUAGAUCAACGUAAGGACUGGAUCUGUCUUUAAAUGGAACCUUUACAUGUCAAACCCUCUGGUAUACUAGGCACUAGUUCAGGACUCGUUGACAACGAAGGAUUAAAUUCGUUUAAUGUUGACAAAGCAACGACAGCGAUCUGGAAAAUGGCUGACAAUAGAUCCAGUACUUCACCAACUCAAUUCAGUGACAGUAGCCAAAACGUCAAAUCAGCAUUUCACAGAGUUAGUGACAGGAAAAUGAAAGUUUUACAAGUUGUUACACAAGGCGAGACGAUGAACAAUAACGGCACAGAAAACUUGCUAUCUGCAGUUCAGGCGCAAAAUGACAGGAAUUCAAAUGAUCAGAAACAUUCGACAUCAGGUCUCAAGUUCGGAAUAGAUAGUAUACUUGCCUCGCAAGCAAAAAUAAAAUCUGCAGCAGAAAAAGAUAUCAAAGACCUCGAAGAAAUCCGAAGAGCAAACGACCUCGAGCGUUUCGCCUCACAGGGCAGCACCAGCCGCGUAGCGGCAUCCACAACGCCGACGACAACGUCACCCCUCGCUGGCAUCACCCCUCCGUCUCCCUCCAGCCCUAUGCUGCCCCUCUCCUCCGCCGCGGCCGCCGAGUCCCCCAGCCUUUUCUCUUCGCUGUAUAACUACUGGAGUAUGUUCCCGUAUAUUGGUGCCGGGGAUGCUUUCUCUGCGCUGGUUCACCAGAGAGAGGCGAUGCUUAGGUUUUCAACAGUUUCAGACAUUACAAAGCAAACGGCCCUCCCACCCUCAGUGACGGCGUCCAUGAUGGAUUACUACAGUCAACUGCAGGCGGCGCCACUGAGGAGCAAGAGGCUCUGGAAGCGCACCGUGUAUACGCCGGAGCAGAAGCGCUACCUGGAGUCACAGUUCCAAGCUCAGAAAUUCGUGGAUGUUUUUGAGAGACGGCGACUGGCGUUUGUUCUGGGACUCACCGAUGAAAAUGUUAAAGUAUGGUUCCAAAACCGUCGCAAACGUUGGCGCCGGGCCCUGAUGCAGGGAGACGGAUCACUGAAAACCCUUGACAGUCUUGAGGACUACCGCAAAUUCCAAGCCCAAAGAAACAGCGUCGACCCAGACGACAUGGAGGAGGUUAUUGAGGACGAAGAUGAGUGACGUCAAUGCACACGCAACAAGGUUCUUUGUCCUCUGCAGGACGAUUACUUUAAACACAGCGUUUUGACGAACGCCGUUGAUG
Molecule: messenger RNA, 1393 nt
Organism: Lingula anatina
Lineage: Eukaryota; Metazoa; Brachiopoda; Lingulata; Lingulida; Lingulidae
Biological process (GO): regulation of DNA-templated transcription
Molecular function (GO): DNA-binding transcription factor activity, RNA polymerase II-specific; DNA binding
Source: RefSeq, a predicted model, not a curated record